GAGGUGGCAGGGAGGAGUGACGUAGGGAGGUGUGUGUGUGUGUAUGAGGGCGGAGCAGGGGGAGGGAGUGUGUGGCGGUACGAGCGAGCAGUACGGCCUGGACAGAGCCAGGGUGAGCGGAGUUUCUGAUCUCUACACCUAGCAGUUCACGCUUCCUAAAUCUAAAACUUAAUGCAGUUAUCCCUACACAUCCCUAAAGGAAAACUGAGAAUAUAAUACUUAAAAUAAUCACAUUCAUUACUAAAUAAAUUCAAAAGGAUUUUAUAAGGUUAACAUGAGCGUGGUAAAGUGUAACUGUGGAGGAAGAAGGAAAUAAUAACGCCUGAAACUAAAGCUAACUUGUUUAUAUUUAUACUUGUGAAUUGAGAUAUUAUAAUCUAACCGCUAAAGCAACACACUUUUGAAAAUUGUGAAAUGUCUUAUUGAGAUUGAUGAAUAAACUCAGAGAAGAAAAACGAAGAUUUAACCAAUAAAACACGUUUAACCUGUGUCUCGGUGUCAGGAACUAACAGCAGAAAUAGUACACACUAGUAUUUAACAGUAUUAGGCGAUAAAUUAUAAGCGAGUGUCCUAUUACCUAAUAGUUGAAGGCCACGGCAUCAACAGCUCCUCAGUCUGUGUUAUAAUUUAUUUGAGCAACACCUUGAAUAAUGUGCACCACCAAGAGGCAGUAUAAACUAAAGUACACACUAUUAAAGGAUAAGAUAAACUGCCGGAAACAAUAAUACACAAGAGACUACAUGUGCUGAAAUUCAUAUCGUCUGGCAGGAAAAUAUAUCAGAAUCAGUAACCGAUAAUAACAAAAGAAACACCAAAGAACAGUAAUCACAGGCAAACAACAGCGAACAAUAAUAAAGCAGAGACUAAAUAAGCUAAAAUCAUGCUGCGGCAAAAUUUAUCCUGGGAACCUAUGUGAUAACCUACCCCACUACAGGACAGCCUAGUACCCUCCUCGUGAGAACCAUCUACAAUUUGGAGACGAUACUGACGCAGUGACUCCCAUUGUGUUAUUGGUGCUGCCUUUGUGUGUCUUGUUUGUGCAGUGGUGCAGAUGUGUCAGUAACAAUCUCGAGUUAACAUCACACGUUACCAAAUGAGGUGGACGUGAAAAGGCAAGCGUGGGUGGGUUCGUAGUUGAGCCGCAUGGGCGUGUGGAGAAGUGGUGGGCCAGUGGGCGUGCGGGGGAUUGGUGGGUGUGUGUGUGAGGCGUGCAGGCAGGAUGAGGGCGUGCAGGUGUGAGGGCGCCCUUACCCCUGCCCACACUCCCACUAACAACUACGUGUCAGCCAACUACAUACCCAGCAAAAUGAUCAGCUUGCAUGACUCUGACCUACUGGUGAACUGCACGGGGGAGGACGACCCUGAACUGCAGGCCCUGAGAUGGACGGUCUACCAGGUGGUGUUUCCUGUUUUGGUGGCUCUGGGCGUCGUGGCCAACGUUCUCAACCUUAUAGUGCUGUCCCGACCUGCUAUGAGGGGCGUCGCCUAUAGGUACCUGAACCACCUUGCGGUGAGUGACCUGUUAUACCUGGUGUUCAACGUGCCCUUCUGUAUGAAGGACUUCGCCAGGAUCUCGGAGAUGCAGGUGGUGUCCAGGGCGAGUGCUGUGUACUACGCCAACGUCGGCAUCCCGCUGGUGAACUUCUUCCUCACCAUGAGCGAGUACAUCGUGGUAUGGCUCUCCUACGACCGUUGCCUCGCCGUCACCAGCCCGCAGAAGUUCUCGGCCAAGCAAAGGCAUGAGGUGGUGAGAAUACGGUGCGGGAUGUCGCUCCUCCUAUCCAUGUUCGUAUACAGCCUGAGUCCCCUACGGCAGACUUACCGCUGUGAAGACCACGAGUGUUGCGUCAGUGAGAGUCACUUCAUAAACGAGCCCUGGUAUAUGGGCUACGAGUUUUUUAGGGAAAUCUACUCGAGAUUUUUACCCGCUGUACUCAUUACCUCUUUUAAUGUGGCCAUUAUUGUGACGCUGAAACAAAUCAAGCGAGAGCGAGAUGAAGACGUCAUAAGCGAAGCACGCCAGGAAAGGGAACGUCGACUAUUUUUCCUGCUCAUGGCGAUCACAGUUUUCUUCUACGUUUCAGCCUUUCCCAGCGCCAUUUAUAAAGUUCUCAUAUUCAACGACAUGCACUUUGUCCCGUACUUCAGAGUCGUAGCUGAUGUCUUAGAAGUAUCCGGCCAUGUUUUUAAUUUCUUUUUAUAUUUUCUAUUUAGUCCAGAUUAUCGUAAAACGCUGGUAGGUAUGACUUCUGCCGACCAGCCUAAUAAUAUUGCACUGUCGUCUACAGCCAUUCCUCUAUGAAUUACUUGAUAUUUAUAAUUGGAUAUGAAAUUUUUUUUGGACGAACUAUAUUUUCAACGUAGAUGAUAUUAUAUAUUAUGUAUUCUUAUAUAAAACGCCUUAUAUAAAGUGCAACUACCAACAACAAACUGAGAUUUCUUGGCCAUUUUUGGCUUGAGUUCCCACCAAUAACAGAUACUAUGAUGUUGGUAUGACCCCAGGAAUCUGACUACAGGCACCAAGGUGUCUUUCUUCUUGUGAUUGCGCAGAAAAGACACGUGUGUGUAUAACAGUGAUAAUAAGGUACGAAUUCCUCCAAGCAUUCCACAUUAUUCAAUAAAUUCCAGAGACGAUACGUGAAGUGAAUAUGAAUCAUUAUCAUCGAUGAACAUAAAGACGUCUGUUUCAUUUCUGUGAUCGACACAUAGGUCUGGACAAUUUUCAUCAUACUCCAUUCUCAUUCUCGAAAGAAGAUAUUAAAAUGUGUUUUAUUCAUCAUGUUAGCACAGUAAACUUGUUAGUGUGUUAAGUGAGACAAAGUUAGUGUUAAAACUCAAGGAACUUCUCUGUCGACAGGUAGGCUGCUACUGGAUACUGCAGCCACAGACGUAAUACUACAGGUUGGCGACAUUUAUCAUUGAUUUCAUAAUAUUGUAUACCGUGAAGUACGCAUAUAUGUCUGUCAAUACUCAACAAGUCUAAAUAUCUGAAAUUCGUCCUUUUUUUUAUCUAGAUAAUGACCAAUAUUAGUUUGCAAUAUUAUAAUUCAAGAGUCGAAUAUAAUUAUGUGUGAAGGUGUCGGUGUGUUGGCUGGGGUCGCUUGCUGCUGUUCUCCAUACCAAAGUAUCGACAGUCAAGGGGUCACCCACCUAGCGUCCAACCCGAACAGAUUCUCUGGCGUUCCCGGUGCCUCAAGCAGACGAGAAACAUUUGCUUCUUAACUGUUUGCAAUAUAAAAUAGUCUUCACAUAAAACUGUCAUCUAUCUAAGGUCAUUUGGCCUUGAUGUAACUUAGAGCCUAUGACUAUUUUUGUUUCCUGGUGUAAGCCAUUGUAUCCACUUACUGCAUAUUUGUACUCCCUUAAAGAUGAUUAAACUUUGAUUCAUGA
Molecule: messenger RNA, 3390 nt
Organism: Homarus americanus (American lobster)
Lineage: Eukaryota; Metazoa; Arthropoda; Malacostraca; Decapoda; Nephropidae
Product: probable G-protein coupled receptor B0563.6
Exons: 3
Coding region: 1220-2302 (360 amino acids)
Biological process (GO): G protein-coupled receptor signaling pathway
Cellular component (GO): membrane
Molecular function (GO): G protein-coupled receptor activity
Source: RefSeq, a predicted model, not a curated record